Molecule: messenger RNA, 2091 nt
Organism: Vitis riparia (riverbank grape)
Lineage: Eukaryota; Viridiplantae; Streptophyta; Magnoliopsida; Vitales; Vitaceae
Product: putative UPF0481 protein At3g02645
Exons: 2
Coding region: 25-1767 (580 amino acids)
Source: RefSeq, a predicted model, not a curated record
CUAGCUAUCUCAUUCUCCUACUAAAUGGCUGGGAAGGAGGAUGUGGUUUCAGUGGAGCAGGAGGUGGUGGUUUUAGUGGAGGAGCAGCAGGAAGUAAUGGCUGGGAAGGAGGUGGUGGUUUCAGUGGAGCAGCAGGAAGUAGCUACUGAACAAUUUGGAAAAUCCGCGGAUGGCAGUGAUCAUUCGAGAACCUUGGCUGACUUAAAAUCCAAAUUUGGCCGAUUUCCAUCAUCACCGUCAAGUUCAAAGCUACAAUGUCCCAAGGUUCCAAAGAAGUUGCGAGAAGAUGUCGAGUAUAGAGACUACUAUGCGCCAAAACUCAUUUCUUUGGGUCCUUACUACCAUGGCGAAUCCAAACUCGAGAAUGGAGAAACGCUCAAGCUUAAAUUGGCAGAAGCCUACAUCCAAUUAUGUCAGUCGACAGUGGAUGAAAUUUACGGCACAAUUAGCCAUAGCAUUAAUAAGCUGAGGGGCUGUUAUGAUGCGGAGUCCACAAAGAAAUAUAAGGAUGACGAAUUAACCAUCAUGAUGCUGGUGGACGGGUGUGCUUUACUCUCUUACAUUGUUUGUGUUUGCUUAGGUGGUGACCAUGAAGAUUUCGAUAUCAGAUAUCAGGAUCUAAGCCUUCUGCACCAGGAUGCGUUGCUGCUGGAGAACCAACUUCCCUAUCAAUUACUACAGGAGCUGAUGAAGAUGAUGGGCGGCUCAGAAUCGGCCAAUGAAGCUUGGACAGUACUAUUCCAGGAAUUCUUUGGCAUGAUCGACGAGUCAUUCUUCCUAGAAUUCUUUGGUAUAAAGGAGAAGGAGUACUCAUUCCUGCCAAAAAUGAAGAAUUAUUGCUGCCGCCUGUUCCUGGCAAUCAUCCAAAUUAUUAACAGGAAACCAAAGCCGAAACCUGAUGAAGAGUCGGAGCCGAAACCUGAUGAAGAGUCGAAGACGAAACCUGAUGAAGAGUCGGAGCCGAAACCUGAUGAAGAGUCGAAGACGAAACCUGAUGAAGAGUCGGAGCCGAAACCUGAUGAAGAGUCGAAGCCGAAACCUGAUGAAGAGUCGAAGCCGAAACCUGAUAAAGAGUCGAGGCUUUGUCAUCAUCUCCUCGAUCUCUACCGAAGAAAUUUCCUAGGCGAUGAACGUUCUAGCGCAACGCAUUCGGAGGCUGAAAUUGGCAAGAAGGGUCCGGGAUCAGUUGGAGAUGUGAAGGAGCAGGUUAUGGCAUCAUUUAGAAAUGUGAAGGAGCUGAUGGACGCUGGAAUCCGCAUCAAGCGCAGUCCUACACGUCACUUGAGGGACAUUUCUUUCCGUUCAAAUGGGAUCACCGCAUGCCUGAGAAUUCCUCCCAUCACCAUUGAUAACUCAACCAAGGCUACGUUCUUGAACUUGAUAGCCUAUGAAAUGAGCUCAGACGUCGACCAUGACUUCAUCUCUUACCUUCGCUUCCUUGAUUCCCUCAUUGAUCAUGCUGAUGACGUUAAGGAGCUGCAGUCCGCCGGGGUACUCCAAAACAAUCUAGGCACUCAUGAAGAAGUGGCUCUAUUUUUCAACACGGUGUCCGCCAACUUGGAAUCCAACUUUCAUGCUUACAAAGAUGUGAGAGUGAGAAUUUGGAAGCACCUUAAAAAUCACUAUAACAGCAAACUGAAAAUGUGGAUGACACAAUUCCUGGACACCUACUUGGGUAGCCCCUGGACUAUUAUAGCUUGGGUUGGUGCUGCUUUGGCCCUUUUCUUUACUGCCGUCCAGACUUACUUCUCAGUCUUCCCUCAUUGAUGCAUGCAUGCCCUGUUUUCUCGCUAUCUAUUGAGUGCUUCUGCAUUUUACCUAGCCCAAAUUCAUGGACUCCAUAUAACUCUUUGAUGGUUGCAAAGUAAAUUAGGCAAAGAGUCAUUGGUCUCGUUUCUUUUCCAUUUCAGCCUAUUUUCUACCUUCCUUUCCGUGUGUAAAAAAAUAAAGAAGGAAUGUGUUCUGUGAUCUUAUUUUGUGCUUAUGUAUGCAUCAGUAAUAUUAUGUUUGAUUUAAGUAACUAAAAAUUGAUAUGGGUGUGGACUAUUUUUUCUAUGUUUGGAUCCCUAUUAAUGUAUUAUAUUAGGUUGG